This is a messenger RNA of Propithecus coquereli (Coquerel's sifaka), 1510 nucleotides long. RefSeq names its product calcium/calmodulin-dependent protein kinase I (gene CAMK1). NCBI's taxonomy places the organism in Eukaryota, Metazoa, Chordata, Mammalia, Primates, Indriidae. The transcript is spliced from 12 exons. Gene Ontology annotation, biological process: peptidyl-serine phosphorylation. Gene Ontology annotation, cellular component: intracellular anatomical structure. The record is from RefSeq and is a predicted model, not a curated record. Gene Ontology annotation, molecular function: calmodulin binding; calcium/calmodulin-dependent protein kinase activity; ATP binding.
GGCGCCGGAGAGCGGCAGCCGAGCCGGGCCGAGCCCCAGCGAGAGCGCGGGCGAGCGGGCCAGGCGCGCAGCGGUUGCGGACGGCGGCCAGAGCUCGGCGCCAGCCACCUCGGGCCUCCCGGCCUGCCUCGCGGCGGGGCGGCCGCAGGAGUCCUGGCUGUGGCCAGGGGGCAGUGGGCCAUGCCGGGGGCAGUGGAAGGCCCCAGCUGGAAGCAGGCGGAGGACAUUAGGGACAUUUAUGACUUCCGAGAUGUUCUGGGCACGUGAGUCUCACGGUGGGGGGCGUUGGGGGCUGGAUGGUUGGGGGAGGCUGAGUCCAGGGUGGUGCUUCCUCUGGUCAGUUGAUCAAUGCUUCCUAAGGGGGCGUUGGAGCUGGGGACUGAAGGGUGGCUGAGCCACCUUAUUUCUCCUUUCAGGAUCAAGCACCCCAACAUUGUAGCCCUGGAUGAUAUCUAUGAGAGUGGGGGCCACCUCUACCUCAUCAUGCAGCUGGUGUCCGGCGGGGAGCUGUUUGACCGCAUCGUGGAAAAAGGCUUCUACACAGAGCGGGAUGCCAGCCGCCUCAUCUUUCAAGUGCUGGACGCUGUCAAGUACCUGCAUGACCUGGGCAUCGUACACCGGGAUCUUAAGCCAGAGAAUCUGCUGUACUACAGCCUGGACGAAGACUCCAAGAUCAUGAUCUCCGACUUUGGCCUUUCCAAGAUGGAGGACCCGGGCUGUGUGCUCUCCACCGCCUGCGGGACCCCAGGAUACGUGGCCCCUGAAGUCCUGGCCCAGAAGCCCUACAGCAAGGCCGUGGAUUGCUGGUCCAUUGGAGUCAUUGCCUACAUCCUGCUCUGCGGCUACCCCCCCUUCUAUGACGAGAAUGAUGCCAAACUCUUUGAACAGAUUUUGAAGGCCGAGUACGAGUUUGACUCUCCUUACUGGGACGACAUCUCUGACUCUGCCAAAGACUUCAUCCGGCAUUUGAUGGAGAAGGAUCCAGAGAAGAGGUUCACUUGUGAGCAGGCUUUGCAGCACCCAUGGAUUGCAGGAGAUACGGCUCUAGAUAAGAAUAUCCACCAGUCAGUGAGUGAGCAGAUCAAGAAGAACUUUGCCAAGAGCAAGUGGAAGCAAGCCUUCAAUGCCACAGCUGUGGUGCGGCACAUGAGGAAGCUGCAGCUGGGCACCAGCCAGGAGGGACAGGGACAGACGGCGAGCCACGGGGAGCUGCUGAUGCCAGCACCUGGGGGGCCGGCGGCUGGCUGCUGCUGUCGAGACUGCUGCGUGGAGCCGGGCCCAGAACUGUCCCCCACACUGCCCCCCCAGCUAUAGAGCCCUGGAUUUAGAGUCAGGAACCCCUGCAUAGGAGGGGUUAGGGGCAGCCUGCUCCCCUUCCCUCUCUGAACUAGGGAGUUACCCUGUCCCAUCCCCUCCUCACCCCUUUCCCUACCACUGCUCACUGCAUUUUCCAUACAAAUGUUUCUAUUUUAUUGUUCCUUCUUAUAAUAAAGGGAAGAAGAUAAAACCA